This is a messenger RNA of Cannabis sativa, 2524 nucleotides long. RefSeq lists its product as uncharacterized. Gene Ontology annotation, biological process: cell-cell adhesion. The transcript has 3 exons. The record is from RefSeq and is a predicted model, not a curated record. Gene Ontology annotation, molecular function: protein binding. Bases 361 to 1788 code for a protein of 475 amino acids. Lineage: Eukaryota; Viridiplantae; Streptophyta; Magnoliopsida; Rosales; Cannabaceae.
UUCAAAAAAUUAAAAGUCUUUGUAAAGAAACGUUUUAUGACAUAUAUGAGAAGCAGGUGUCAUCCCUCAGCUGUUUUUGGUCUCAACUCAAACAUUCAUUCCCACUUUUUGUUCGUAUUCAUAUUCAUUAUAUGUCUGCACCACUCCUUUCCUUCCUUUCUUGAACUAGUCUUAGUCCACUCCACGCCUGCCUUCUAGUUCUUCCCUCUUGUUCAUAUUCUAUUUCUUAUCAGUCACCACAAUUCGAAAAUGUCUUCCUCUCUUUUAAUUUAUCAGAACUAGGAAGGAAGAAUUGAUUAUUAGAAUUUAUUGUAUUUGAAUAGAGAGGGGGAGAGGAGAAGGCCCGUUGGAGAGGCAGAGAUGAUUGAAAGGACACAUGUUAUUGUGGGCAUAGUUUGCUUUGGUAUUUUCUUAACCCUUUUCAUCUUGAUAUUAUGGCGAAGGUAUUUCCAUAAAAGUAACAAGGAAAGUCUUGAUUUAACAACCAGAACAGAUAGACUUCAAUCUGGGAUCGUCAGGCUACACCAACAAGAGGAUUUUCAUCAUCAAUUUGAAUUUGAUAGCAAAAGAACUGGAAAUUAUUACAUGUUUCGACGAGGGAUUUCUGGGAAACCUCUGUUUAGUUGGUCUGAUUAUCCAUCUUUGAUCACUGAUGCCGUUGAAAAUGGAUGGUCAAGAUUCGCUUUCACAGGUUAUAUGUCUUCUCCUUCGACUAGAUCAAGGAUAUUGGGGUUGUGCACGGUUGGUGAUCUCAAAAGAGAAGUAGAGCCCGAAACGAGUUGGGAAAUAUGUCAGGAAUCGGCCGAUUUUAUGCAGAAAAUAAGGCUAAAUCCUGGGAUGACAAAAUCUUAUUUGAACGCAAGCAAUCCAUCUAUGGCGGCUGCCUCUGUGAUCAGAACAGCUCUGCCUUUACCGGGUCCUCCUUUGGGGAACUCCUCUUUCCCUCAAGAGGCUUAUUUCGAGAUCACCAUCUUACUUUGUCGAAGCAGUGAUGAUGAAAUCCAGUCCAUUGAAAAAGUCAAAGAAGGUGAGAAGACCAAACUCAUACAAGAAAAUUCUAACGCUAAUAAAGCAACUUCGGAAUCGCUACUCCAUGUUAGCAGUACUAACAGAGUUAACAAGAUUGAGGACUUGAAGCUUGGCGGUGUUAGAGAUGACGGAAUAGUAGGUAGUGACGCCGUUAUGUUGUCUGUUGGUCUCACCGCCGGUGGUUCUCUUCCUUUGAAACUCCCCGGAAGCUAUUCUGGAAGCAUUGGCUUCAACUCUGACGGUUCUGUCUACGUUGACGGUAUAAAACUGGCGUUUGAAUCAGACAAAGCUGAAUGGGGAAGAGUAGACAAGGUAAUCGGAUGUGGGUUUGAUCCUAGACAGAAGAAAGUAUACUUCACCGUUGAUUCCGAGGUAAUCCACCUAAUUCAUUGCAAAUCAGAAGAGUUUGGGGGUCCCCUAUAUCCGACUAUAGCUGCAAACGGUGACGUUUUGGUUCUAGUCAACUUUGGACAAAGUGUGUUUAAAUAUGGGCCAGCCAAUGCCCAACGGACACCCAACCCAUGUUUCGUUGGCUCAGUAGUGAAUUCGCCUGCGGCGGCCAUAGGCUACGAAGACAGUAAAGAGCUCUUCUCAAUGGGAAGAAUCGACUCGCAGUGGCUUAAUCGGUAUACCCCUCGAGGUACCCCGAAUUCAGCUGGGAAUCCGAACAGGGCUCUGGAUUUCGACGAGGAGUCUGAGGCGGACUUGUUUGAAAUCGUCUUGGAUAGUUGCGGAAGGUCCCCAAACCUAGUGUCGUAGAUACAUAAAAUCAUGUCGUUUAACAAAUAAUAUCCCAAGAGUCAAAGAGUGAGACAACGGUGAUCGUGCCAAAAAGGAUGUUUAAUUUGAUGGACUGCAUGUUUUUGGGCGUACAAGGUUUGACUCUUAAAAUAGUCGCAAAACCUCUAAACACCGAGACACCCCAUAUAUAUUUGUGUGUGUGUUCAAGACAAGUGCAUGCAUCAAUACCAACUCUCAUGUAUGUGAUCAUUGCAACAAAAAUAUUAUAUAAAACACACCUAAUCCACAUCCAUAUACGCAACAAACCAAACAAAACACAUUUGACAACUACUAAUAUUGAUCUCCCAUUAUGUCACUUUCAUUGCGGUUAGUUUGUUACAUCUCAAAUUCAACUAGUCAUUUUCGUAAUUAGAGAACUAUCAUUAUUGUAUUGGUGAUGAACUUAAUUAACAUUAGAUAAUAAUGUUUCUAUCCUAAAUUUUAACUAAUUUUUAUCGUAUAGUCUUUUGCUCCGUUAAUUAUUACCACUUGUAAAUGUUGUAUCUUCUUAAUUUUUUUUGUACGUGUAAAAAGUUUUUAGUUAAUAUUAAAUUUGACUUAACAGAUUAGGAGUUAGUGAGAUUUAGAAAGAUAGUGUUGUACUUAGUCUACUUGUAGUUGGUUUAAUUUUCGGUUACAGUUUUAGUUAUUUUAUAACUUGUUAGUAGCUGCUAGUGUAAAAAGCAUAUCUAUAGUAAUUCAUACAUUAAUUCAA